AUGGCCGACGCUGACUCCAACCCUUCCACAGCCACGCACAAUUCGCCGCGGACAUGGCUCCUCACUUCAGCUCUUUCCCCUCUGUCCGUCCGACUCAUCCGGCUACUGCUGUCACAUGGCGACUACGUUGUCGCAUGUUUACCGCCCUACGAGAUCGAUCAUGAGGACCGCAGCGCCGAGUUUCGCGAGCUCGUCAAUGAGUGCAAGAGCUCCAGAAAGGAUCGUGAGGGCUGGAAGGACCGUAUACGCGGUAUCCGAUGCGAUGGGGCUGCCAUGGGAAGCUGUGGAGCUGCUGUCGCCGAAGCUGUGCAGGUCUUUGGGCGUAUCGAUAUCCUGCUAUGCUGUAAAUCCGAUGCUGUCGUGGGAACCGUAGAGGAGCUAUCGACAAGUCCAUUCACACAAAAUCUCGUUCGCGACCAGUUCGAGUCCGUCUUCUUCUCCCAGGUCAACUUUAUAAGAGCUGCUCUCCCUCAGCUACGGUCUCAACACACAGGGCAUAUCAUUGUUCUAACCAGUACCGGCGGGCACAUUGGCACACCAGGCAUGUCGAUAUAUACGGCUGCGACAUGGGCUCUCGAAGGGUUCUGCGACUCACUUGCGUACGAGAUUGCGCCCUUCAACAUCAGAGUUACCGUUGUACAGCCAAACAAGGAGAUUCUUUCCUUGACUAAUCGUCUGACCUUUGCACCUCAAAUGGCUGCAUACGAUCAAUACUCAGAAACAGCUCCGAGCAUUCGCGACAUUCUCGCCAACGUUCUCAAUACUCAUCCGGAUACAGCGCUGCCAUACCCCUCGUCACCAGCUGACUAUGGUCCUUCACCUAUGUCCCCCGCCAGUACUUCCCUCGAACCAGAUGCAGCGCCUGGUGAGAUUUUACAUCGCUACCCCAAGUUACCGCCCGGCGCAGCAGAUAAGCUGGUCAUGGAGACCGUUCAUGCUCUUUCAGCGAUCGGCGGACAUGAAAACCCCCCAGCACGACACAUUGUCGGCCACGAAGCUGCUGUCGCAGUAAAGGAGAAGCUGAAAACUGUUACAGAAGAGCUUGAAGAUUUCGUAGAAGCGAGUUUGUCUGUCGAUACCUUUGAGAGUGAGCUGCAAGCCGAGGCAAGGGAGAGAAAGCCGUCAGAUCAAAGUCCCCAAGGACCGCCAUCAUCAGUUGGUUGA
Molecule: messenger RNA, 1164 nt
Organism: Fusarium subglutinans
Lineage: Eukaryota; Fungi; Ascomycota; Sordariomycetes; Hypocreales; Nectriaceae
Product: hypercellular (hypA)
Exons: 2
Coding region: 1-1164 (387 amino acids)
Source: RefSeq, a predicted model, not a curated record